AUGAAAGUGAGAGCAUUCAUAGAAGUGGAAGGAUACCCUAAAAUAGUGAUGAGAUACUUAGGGGGUUUAAAGAUGCUAGUUGAAUUUGAAACUAUAACAGAAAAAGAACAAGUAUUAACAGAAGAUGAGAGAAUAUGGAAACCACAGUUUAAAGAAUUAUACCAAUGGGACCCUAAAGAAAAUUUCACUGAGAGGAUCGCGUCCAUCCUAAUCUUUGGUGUACCACAACAUGCAUGGUGUGAGGAAGUAUUCUUGACCAUCACAAAGUCGUGGGGCAAGGUAAUUAUACUAGAUGAGUGUCCAACGGAAAACAUCAACAUGGCUUAUGGAAGGGUUGGAAUUCUAACCUCCUAUCUAGGUUUUAUCAGUGAAAGUUCAUCCAUUGUAGUUGACAAGGUCAAGUAUGGAAUCAUUGUGAUGGAGGAUAUUCUCGAAUCCAACAAACUGAGCCCGGUCAUCGCUAGCAAUGAUCUAAUUACCAGUCCAACAAGAAAUAUGUGGGAGCAGUUUUACGACCCCAUCAAAGAAGAAGACGAGGAUGAAGAAGGAAUAAGCAAUUCGGAUGUUGAGGGAUGUAACUGGUCCCCGAAAUCGGCUCCAAGCAAGCUCAGAUGA
This is a messenger RNA of Lactuca saligna, 615 nucleotides long. Lineage: Eukaryota; Viridiplantae; Streptophyta; Magnoliopsida; Asterales; Asteraceae. The record is from the annotation of a GenBank genome assembly.